AUGUCUCUCAGGGUUAUCAGCAGUACCACUUUGUAUCCAUCUCCAUCAUCUGAUCCUUCGAUAUCUUAUGAUACGAAAAUCCCUCUAACGAUUUUCGACAAAGCAGCAUUCGAUCUCAACGUAUCUGUUUUAUACGUGUUUCAGCCACCCAUGCCUUCCAAUGAAGCCAUGAAAGAAGGUUUGUUGAAAGCUCUCGUUCAUUUCCCACAUCUUGCAGGUCGGUUUGCAACUGACGAACAAGGUCGGCCGUGCAUUCAUCUGAACAACGCAGGAGUUGGAGUUAUCGAGACGUAUAUUCCGGCAACGUUAGCUGAACAGCUUCCUUUCAAUCCGAACACGGAUAUAGAAGAACUAUUUCCACCUAUUGAAAGUAUUGAGGAAAUAAUGCAGAUUCAACUUAAUCGUUACGCUUGUGGUGGCCUUGUAAUUGGCCAAACAUGCCAUCAUCAUGUGGCUGAUGGUCAAUCCAUGAGUUCUUUCUUCUUUGCAUGGGCAAAGUUAGGACGUGCAGCUGGUUUCGCGUCAGACAAACUGGAUCAGGACGACCACCACGUAAUCCUUCCUUACCACGACCGAGCUUCAGUUGCCGUUCCUAGGAACCCGCUUAACGUAGAAUUCGACCAUCGUUCUAUCGAAUUCCGGAAGAGUUGUAAUGAAAAUGUUAAAUCUUCGUCAUCUAUUAAAAACUUGGUUGUUAACUUCUCUGUUGAUUUUAUGGCAAAACUUAAAAUGAAGGUUAAUGAAGAAAUUAGUAACUCAUUACCACCCCAUAGAAUGUAUACUACUACUUUUGAGAGUCUUUUAGCACAUGUAUGGAAGAAGGUGACUCAAGCAAGAGGUUUAGAACCAGAUGAGUUCACGCAAGUCAGGGUUGCAGUGAAUGGUAGAGCCAGGAUGAAACCAACAGUGCCCAUGGAGUAUUUUGGGAAUUUGGUACUUUGGGCUUACCCAAGAUUGCAAGUCAAAGAAUUAUUACAAGAAAAUCAUGCUUAUGUUGCGAGGACAAUUCAUGAAGCCGUAGCUCGAGUUGAUAACAGUUAUUUCAAGUCCUUUGUAGAUUUCGGUCAAGUUAUAAAGGAAGAUGAUGGAGGUGAGAAACUGGUUGCCAUGGCGUCGGAUGUCGGCAACUUAUUGUGUCCAAAUUUGGAAGUUGACAGUUGGUUGAGGUUUCAAUUUCAUCAAAUGGAUUUUGGUGGUGGGAGUCCUUGUGCUGUUCUUCCGGCUGAAUUACCCGUUGAAGGCUUGGUGAUUUUUGUUCCUUCUUGUAUACAAGGUGGUGGUCUUGAUGUCAUCAUGGCACUGCAACAUGAGCAUGUCCAAAUUUUCAAAGAUAUUUGUCACCUUUAUUGA
Messenger RNA from Papaver somniferum (opium poppy), 1350 nucleotides. RefSeq names its product tryptamine hydroxycinnamoyltransferase 2-like. The record is from RefSeq and is a predicted model, not a curated record. Gene Ontology annotation, molecular function: acyltransferase activity, transferring groups other than amino-acyl groups. The coding region runs from base 1 to 1350 and encodes 449 amino acids. The transcript has a single exon. NCBI's taxonomy places the organism in Eukaryota, Viridiplantae, Streptophyta, Magnoliopsida, Ranunculales, Papaveraceae.